CAAUACUUACCUGUAGGUCAUGAUGAAGCUGCUCCUUUCUCUGACUCUCAUCUGGGCUCUCUCCAAUACAGCUGGAGCACUUGACUGUGAAACAUGCACUGAUCAGUCGUGUUCGAGCAUCAUGGUACAAACAUGUCCCUCAGGGACGAUGUGUGUGACAGCUGCCAUACAAGUUAUUGGAACUGGUGGUCAAUACCCACAAACCGUCAAGGCGUGUGCACCUACCUCUAUAUGUCCAGUGACGGGCAACCAGACCUUUUCAGUCAACUUGGGUAUGACAGCUGCACUUGUAUCUGCUUCAUGCUGUAACAAGGAUAACUGCAACUCAGCCAAUCUAACUUACCCUGUUUUACCAGAAGCUAACAGCCUACAGUGCUACACUUGUCAGCCCAUGACCUUUGAUUGUUCCGUCCCAACACAGUGUACGGGCACGCAGGAUCAUUGCAUUGCAGUAGAUGUGUCAAUUGGGUCAACCACAUAUCCUGCUUAUGGCUGUGCAUCUGCAAACCUGCUGGAAGCGGCUGGUGGCCUGGAAAGCCUAUCUACUGUCAUGGAGUUGAAUGUUAAUAUUACAAGUCAACCAACUUCUUGUAACACCACUUUAUGUAAUAAGCUUCCUGCCCUGAACACGACAACUGUUGCCCCGACAGCGACUACCGAUGAUGCCUGUUGUAUCAGACUGGGAAUGAUAAAUCUUCUAAUCGGACUCCUUAUCUUUACUUUUUAUUAGAACAAAGAAAAGGAAUGGACAAGGAACCCUUGGAUAUAACAAAGAAUAUCUGUAUGGAAAGCAUCUUUAGUUAGUAGUGAAAAGGGCUCCAAAAGACAUAUUUAGGGAAAUUAAGGGGGGUGGAGUCAAUGCAAAACAUAUUGUUCAAAAUAUUUUACAGCUAUAGUUUACUUGGUAUUGGGAUCUUAUUUAUAUGACUUACAUACUUAAAGUGCACCCAAUUACAUUUUUGUAUUCACUCUUUUAAAUUACGGUAAUUUAUCAGCUGCUUUGUCACCACAGAGGAGAGAGUGGGAAGAACACCUGAAUAUAGACCUUUUCAUUGUAUACAAACAUUCCAAGUGUAGCGAGAAUGUGUGCGCAGUUUAAUUGGGGUCAGAAAACGAAGCAAAGAGCAUGUACGUCCACGGUCCUCCACUGAAUAAUUCGGAAUAUAUUAUUUCGUUGCCGAUUAAGGACCGCAAACAAUAUCUUAGUAUUGUUUAGGUAUUAGUACCUGCUCGGGCGAGGUUCUAAAAGCGUGCUGAGUAGGUAUUAUGCAAAGAUUGGUCACUGACUGGCCAGAGUGCUGUCACAGGAAGAGACGUCCCACACACAAAUCAAGCCGAACAGCGCCGAACUGUAGAAAAGUUAAAACUACUUAACAAUCCUAAAAACGUGGGUUAAUCUCCAACAACUACCAGGAGUCUGGUGUAAAGUCACUAGUCACUCACGUGUGUGUGUGUGUGUGUGUGUGUGUGACGUAUAAAACAAGUCACCGCAGUUUCACGCAGCCGUGCAGUGAUGACUCCGUCCAAGUAGGUACUACUACUACUACUACUACUACUACUACUAUUUGUAGUGGAGAUAAAGCUAGCCCAUACACGCGAGAAAUUAUAUGCCCAUAUAAGUCUUACAAAGAAUUUUUACUUUUCAGCGCGCUAGCUGGCCGCCAGCUAACUACAAGCUAGCUACGUUCAAAACCACAACAUGACUUUAGGCAGCAUAGGUUUCAUAUGUGCAUUGACACACACAUUUCUGUGAAAUCCAGGCUUUUCAGCGUAAUCUAACAGAAAGAGCCGGUAAAUGAUAACUUACCAGAAAUGAAGUGAGCACUACAAACAUGAGCCUCUUUGACUGCAGUAGCAUCAUCACAGUCUUCUCUUUUUAAUGCUUGUAGCCACGGACGACAUCUAUUUUUUUGAAAAGGAUGAGAUCCUGUAGGGAUUCUGAAGAACUUGACACCAUUGCUGGUUCUAUUUUCACAGCCAACUACGCUACAAGUAGGCAUUUUAUGUGUUAGAUUGCUGUACGAGUUAAUGGUAGGCUACUAGUUUGUUUUCUGACCCCAAACUGGGAACGCACAUUUCUGUGACAUAGCUCUCGAAAGGGUCUA
Messenger RNA from Solea solea (common sole), 2105 nucleotides. RefSeq names its product phospholipase A2 inhibitor and Ly6/PLAUR domain-containing protein-like. Bases 20 to 730 code for a protein of 236 amino acids. Lineage: Eukaryota; Metazoa; Chordata; Actinopteri; Pleuronectiformes; Soleidae. The transcript has 5 exons. The record is from RefSeq and is a predicted model, not a curated record.